CUCCUUGCUUGAAAGAGCCUUUCCGUAUAAACCGAAAACUUAACUUCAAAGAAAUUUCAAUUCGCCCAGUUACCUAUUAGCUACGCUACCAGGCCGAUAAGAGGAAAAAUAUCUACAAUUCUCUUCACACCCACUAAACAUAGUGAUCGCAUUCUUGUGCGGAAAUGUCUGCUGUCAAGGGGACGGUCCUGGUCACCGGUGCCAACGGCGGCCUUGGGAGCGCUAUUAGCGACCAGCUUGUUUCGCAGCCCAAGUUUGCUAACUAUCAUGGCCUCUAUACAGUUCGCGAUGCAAAAUCAGCACCUUCUCUCAUGUCAAUACUGUCCAAAAACCCAUCGCAUUCUCACAAUGUUAUUUCCCUUGAUCUAGCGAAUCUCGACAGCGUUCGUAAGGCGGUUGAUGAUAUCAACGCCCGCGUUGAAGCAAAAGCUAUCCCUCCAAUCCAAACGCUCAUUCUCAAUGCUGGCUUCCAGGAUUUCGGCAAGCCGAUGUGGACUGAUGACGGCUUCGACAUGACAUUCAGUGCAAACUACCUUGGCCACUGGCUGUUGACGCUGCUGUUACUGAAGAGUAUGAACAAAGACACAGGGCGCAUAGUCGUUGUUGGAAGCCAGUCCCACGAUCCAUACGACAAACGAAAUGAAGGUACCCAGGCCUUCGACGGGGAUUACAAGACUUUCGUACACGAUGAGGCUAGCUUCGAGGCAAUAGCUAAGGGCACCUGGAGUUCUGCUCAAGAGGAUCCGUCUUGGCGCAGCGGAUAUCGUCGCUACGGUGCAGCUAAACUAUUCUCCAUCAUGAUGAUCCAUGAGCUCCAGCGCCGCAUGGAUCGCGAUCCGGUACUAAACAAGGUCAGUAUCUUAGGCGUCGACCCGGGCACCAUGACAACCGGUCUCCAGCGCCAUGCAAACUGGAUCAUUCGUGUCUUGAUGUUUAAGAUCAUCUAUCCCAUCAUCGCAAUUUUCAUGCCAAACGGCCUAGUAAGAAGCACAGCAAAAUCUGCAUCGCAAGUUCUCGAGGCCGCGUUUGAAUCAAACCCCACCUAUGGCGAGUUUCCCAAGGACUCAUACUACUUUGAUACAAAGCCUUUUGAGACCAGUACCGAAUCCAAAGAUCUACGAAAGCGAGACUUAGUCUGGAAAGAGAGUGUGAAAUAUGCGCACUUAGAACCAGGUGAAACGAUCCUAGCUGAUUGGCAGUAAGUCGGAGACUGGCAGAGUAUUAUGAGGUUUUCUCGUAUCUUGUUAUUACCUACCUAGUUAGUACGCUCUCUGGAAAAUUCAGAUGGAGAUCAUUUCAAGUGCCAAAAGCCAUCGCACCAGCGCAGCUAACGAUUCAGUACUAGAGAAGUACGUAUACUAACCGUUACUUAGGUAGGGGGUAGGUAAAAUGCAGUGUUGAGUGGCACAAAAUGGUCACGAAAAGAUACGUACAUAUUUUACCGACCAAUCAAUUAAGGAGUGUAGCAAUAUCUAAGACAUGAAUGCAUUUACAUAAAUAAUCCCCGGCACCCCGAUCUUACAAGACAAGGCGUGUCUUUAUCAGAUAAAUGUACCUUUUUUUUUCUUUUUGAUAGCCAGGUUCCUACAUUACAAACCCACCGGUCUCAUCAUAUUUAAUACAAAAUCCUUCCGCAAUUAUUGACCUCUUCUCAAUCAGAGCGCAGUAUCAGAA
This is a messenger RNA of Annulohypoxylon maeteangense, 1674 nucleotides long. RefSeq names its product putative short-chain dehydrogenase. Gene Ontology annotation, molecular function: oxidoreductase activity. Bases 165 to 1202 code for a protein of 345 amino acids. The transcript has 2 exons. The record is from RefSeq and is a predicted model, not a curated record. Lineage: Eukaryota; Fungi; Ascomycota; Sordariomycetes; Xylariales; Hypoxylaceae.